Messenger RNA from Stomoxys calcitrans (stable fly), 1473 nucleotides. Its product is annotated as PRKR-interacting protein 1 homolog. Gene Ontology annotation, cellular component: nucleolus. The coding region runs from base 644 to 1333 and encodes 229 amino acids. The record is from RefSeq and is a predicted model, not a curated record. Gene Ontology annotation, molecular function: double-stranded RNA binding; protein kinase inhibitor activity; protein kinase binding. NCBI's taxonomy places the organism in Eukaryota, Metazoa, Arthropoda, Insecta, Diptera, Muscidae. Gene Ontology annotation, biological process: negative regulation of protein kinase activity. The transcript has 2 exons.
GAAAACUAGAAUGUCAAUUCGUACAGUGUACAGAAGUUUGACAGAAGAGAAUUUUUACCCCCAUCCCCACAGGGUUGUAUCGUUGAUUUCGUUGUUGUUGUUCAAGUGACGCUGCCUUCUAUAAUUACACAAGUGACCAUGGUUGAAUUAGGAAGGUUUGCUCACUUGCCCAAUAACAACGAAAUCAAAGAUACAUCCCUGUUGAGAUGGCGGCUCAAAUUCCCACUAGGCUAUCAAAUUUCUAGACACUUCCUGAUUGACAUUAUAGUUUUUAUUUGCAUCUUCAUGCAUAUCAGGCAUAAUAUCAAUAGAUUUAUGAUUAUAAACGUGUAAAUUAUAAAUUAAAACAAUUAAAAUGUGAAAAAAGGAAACAAAAUGUGAAAACAAAUUUAAAAUCUAAACCAAGCAUUUCACGUUCUAGUGGUAUUUAGAUACAACUCCGGAGCUGGACUAUUCUAUCAGCUGGGCAAGGGAGCCAACCUUCUUAAUUCAUCCAUGCUAGUGACUUUGCUUUAUAUAAAUUUGCCUAUCCAACUAGCACCUAGUACCCAUUCGUGGUUACCGAAUUUAUUUUAAUUUCUGUAAACAAAAAGGAAAAAAACAAAUACAAGAAUUUGUGAUAGGCGUAGAUUUAACUAAACCAAUGUCGCUAAUCAAGAAUUUAGUGAAAGAGCCUGAAAAAAAGGACAAUGAGAACGAUGAAGAAAAAAAGCCCCGGGCUAUAAUUAAGUCCGCUAUUGAUUUGCAAAGACUAAAACUUGAGAAGUUAAUGAAAAAUCCGGAAAAACCUGUUGUGAUACCAGAUCAAAGGAAAGAAAAGGAUUAUAUGCAAAGCGUUCCAUCAUUUGUGAGAAAUGUUAUGGGUUCCAGUGCUGGUGCAGGUUCUGGAGAGUUUCAUGUAUAUCGCCAUCUCCGUCGAAAAGAAUAUGCCCGGCAGAAGAUGAUACAGCAUAAAAGUGUUCAAGAGCAACUUGAUGACGAGUAUCAGCAAAAAAUCGAAGAAAACCGACGGCUUGCAGAAGAAAAAACUGCAAAAAAGAGAGCAAAACGUUUAAAGAAAAAACAGAAAGCAAAAAAGUCUAGACAACAGAAAUCAUUGCCCGAUUCUGCAAAAGCCACCGAAGAUGACUCAUCUAGUGACAGUAACGACGAUAAUGAAGACAAUGAUCAAUUACCUGAAGCAAAACCUCAAAGUUGUUCAAAAGUAAUUUCCUCCGAUAUACUCGAAAAUAAAGAGCUUAAAAAUAGCAACAAUACAAACGAUGAACAAGAGCAUGCUUCAGCGAAAGACGUAUCAAGUGAGAAAUCCAAAGAAGAGUCCUCCGAAACAUAAUUUCAUCAUACAAUUUUAUGGAUGUAAAUAUUUCAGUAAAUAAUAUUGUUGACGGCUUAACGAAAAAAGCAUUUUUCAUUGCAAAAAAUCUUGGAUAGUAAAUCUCGCCUCGAAAGACGAAUAAACGAAAAAUUAUUAAA